Melozone crissalis (California towhee) is the source of this 592-nucleotide messenger RNA. It is a transcript of the gene BCKDHA, whose product is annotated as branched chain keto acid dehydrogenase E1 subunit alpha. Gene Ontology annotation, molecular function: oxidoreductase activity, acting on the aldehyde or oxo group of donors, disulfide as acceptor. The transcript is spliced from 6 exons. Lineage: Eukaryota; Metazoa; Chordata; Aves; Passeriformes; Passerellidae. The annotation marks the transcript as partial. Gene Ontology annotation, biological process: branched-chain amino acid catabolic process. The record is from RefSeq and is a predicted model, not a curated record.
AUGGCGGCGCUGCGGGCGCUGCGGUGGCGGCGGCGGCUCCCGGGGCUGGGCCCGAGGCGGCUCCUGGGGACCGGCUCCCCCGAGGAGCGGCCGCAGUUCCCCGGGGCCUCGGCCGAGUUCGCCGAACGCCUCGAGUUCAUCCAGCCCCAGGUGCUGUCCGGGAUCCCGGUGUACCGGGUGAUGGACCGGCAGGGACAGGUGAUCCGCCAGUCCGAGGAUCCGCAGCUGCCCAAGGAGCAGGUGCUGAAGCUCUACAAGACGAUGACGCUGCUCAACACCAUGGACAGGAUCCUGUACGAGUCCCAGCGACAGGGCCGGAUCUCGUUCUACAUGACCAACUACGGCGAGGAGGGGACGCACGUGGGCAGCGCCGCCGCCCUGGACAGCAACGACCUGGUGUUCGGGCAGUACCGCGAGGCAGGUGUGCUGCUGUACCGGGGGUACCCCCUGGAGCUGUUCAUGCUGUUCAUGGCCCAGUGCUACGGCAACGCGCGCGACCCCGGCAAGGGCCGCCAGAUGCCGGUGCACUACGGCUGCCGCGAGCGCCACUUCGUCACCAUCUCGUCCCCGCUGGCCACGCAGAUCCCGCAAG